CCACAACACCAUCAUAUCUUCUCGGUACUGUGAAGACUACUUGGUGGCAGCUUUACUCGACGGUGAGUUGGACUUUUGGCUGCCUGGACUGAGAGAAAGAGUUGAGCCAAUCCAACACGACUCGACAGCACAUACUCCUCAAUCAUAUUCCGUAGGAAACAGAUCAGUCUUACAAUAUGACUCUUUACUACAGUCUCGUCUUCAUGCUCCUUGUAGCUGAAAUGGCUCUCUUUAUGCUACUCAUUGUUCCCAUCCCCUUUACCAUCCGUCGAAAGAUGUUCACUUUCAUAAGCGAAAGUCCGUUGGUUGCGAAGCUACAAUAUGGAAUGAAGAUAACCUUCAUUUUUAUCUUGAUCCUCUUCAUUGAUAGUGUGAACCGCGUUUAUCGCGUGCAGGUCGAGCUUGCAGAGAGCAAGGACAUGGGCGCCAGCAGAUCGGCAGUUCUAGGUCACGAGCGCAUGGAGGUGCAGGCUCGAAAAUUCUACUCGCAGCGAAACAUGUACCUCUGUGGAUUCACACUCUUUCUUUCCCUGAUCCUGAACCGCACCUACACCCUGAUCCUCGAUGUUCUCCGCUUGGAAGAGAAGGUCAAGAAAUAUGAAGGGGACCCAAGUGCAGGGGGAAAGCAGGGAGAGAAGCUGGAGAAUGCUGGAAACAUGGGAGAGAUCGCAAAGCUGAGGAAGGAGUUGGCAGCGAAGGAGAGGGAUCUUGAAACGUUGAAGAAGCAGUCGGAGGGAUUAAGCAGAGAAUAUGGAAACUUGAGCGAUACAUACGAGGCGACGCAGAAGGAUGGGACGCCUAAGAAGGACAAAUAA
Amorphotheca resinae ATCC 22711 is the source of this 815-nucleotide messenger RNA. RefSeq lists its product as hypothetical. Gene Ontology annotation, cellular component: endoplasmic reticulum; endoplasmic reticulum membrane. The record is from RefSeq and is a predicted model, not a curated record. The transcript has 5 exons. Bases 177 to 815 code for a protein of 212 amino acids. Gene Ontology annotation, biological process: intracellular protein transport; endoplasmic reticulum to Golgi vesicle-mediated transport. Lineage: Eukaryota; Fungi; Ascomycota; Leotiomycetes; Helotiales; Amorphothecaceae.